ACAAUUUUAUUUGCGAGUCAAAAGCGCAACGUUUAACAAGCUUAACUGGCGCAGCGCGCGCGUUCGUCGCGAUAAAGUUUAUGUAAUUGAAAAAGUUUAACUGCACAGAUUUUUUUUAUCCAAAGAAUGCAAAUGCGUUAGAUAAAUGCAAAAAUGAUAAUUAAUUAUUAUUGCAUAAUUGUCAAUGUUUAACAGGUGCGAAGUGUGCUCAUUAGGAGAAAAGAUUGUGAAAUUACUACUUUGAAAUUACAAAUAAAUAAGAUUUUAUAAAACUUUGUUUUUGAAUACCGACUGCAUUUCCAAUUGUUAAUCAAUAAUAAGUGUGUUCAGUGUGCAAAUUGAAAGCAGAAAUUCAUGCACGUGUACACACAUACAAAUAAACAAACAAUCCGACAUACAUAUAGUGGUUGUGCUGCUCAAAUGACCGUAAGCACCGAAAUGCCAAAAUCAUCAACGCCACCGCCAGCAGCACCAGCAGCUCAGCUGCGUCUGUCAAUAUGCUCACAGCGACAACCUUUCAAACGCCUACUCGCCACAGUGUUGUUGCUUUGCUGCCUGCAAUUGUUGCACAUCAACUGCCAUGCCCUCCUACUGAAGUGUCCACUUUAUCAAAUGCGCCUACAGAAAAUUGUUGGCUUCCGGCCGCCACUGGAAUAUCUAACCGCACAAAACCUCAUCUACUCGCCUGCAUAUAAUUUUAAGGAUCGCAAUCGCCACAGACGCGAAAGUUACAGCAUUAUAGGCGCCACAGAUGGUCAAAGUCACGAACUGGCGAUAGCUAGCGAAACGGCGAGCGCGAUUUGUUGGCGCUUAUGUAAUGAGGAUAGCGACUGCAUUGCCUACGUCCAUCUGUUGGACUCGAACGAAUGCUAUGGCUAUUCGUAUAUCGAGCGCCAGCCACGCUAUCAGGCGAUAGCCAAUGAACUACCGCUGGUGGCGGAUGCUGAAGCGGUUUUUUAUGAGAAAACCUGUUUGAAGGUGCCCGAGGUGUGCAAACAACGCAAAUGGACGCUAACGAAAAUUCCCGGUACGAGUCUGGUGUUUCAAGGGAAGAAGACGAUAGCAACGCUGGUCACGCGACGUGAAUGCGCUGAGAGGUGUCUCUUUGAAAGCGAAUUCAAGUGUCUGUCCGCAUCAUUUGCACCGUCCUAUCGUAAUAAUCGUGAAAGAUUCAGUCAACAUGUGCCACCGGAGCAACAUGCGAGUAACAAUCAACAGCAACAACAAUACCAACAACAAUCACAACACAAUACACUGGGUCGCUGCAUACUGAGCGAUAAAGAUAAAAUGAUACAACCCGAUGCUUUCCGGGCUGCACCCUACGAUGAAGAAUACAUGGAGAAUCAAUGUUACGAACGACCGAUCGAGAACGAUAACUGUUCAUACGAAUUGUAUGCGAACAGUAGCUUCAUCUAUGCGGAAGCAAAAUAUUUGGGUUUAACCCAAAAAGAGUGUCAAGCAUACUGUUCGCAUGAGACGAAAUUCUACUGCCAAGGUGUAUCAUUCUACUUCGAGCAUGAUCUAAGCAAUUCGGAAUGUCUGCUGCACUCCGAGGACAUAAUCUCCAUGGGACCGCGCAGUUUAAAGUUGCGUGAGAAAUCUGUCUACAUGAGGCGCGUCAAAUGCUUGGAUGUGCAGGUGCUGUGCACGCAAGACGAAAUGGCCAUCAAGUACACGCCGAAAGAUUGGUUUCACGGCAAAAUGUAUGUGAGUAUGCACUCGAAGCACUGCAUGGCUCAGGGCAACGGCACCAGAAGCACCGUGUUACGCCUGCCGAUCGGCACCGAGGUCAAAGAGAAUCGUUGCGGCAUAUUGCGUGCCUACGAAGUCACCAAAGCAUAUCAGCGAAUCUUCAUAUCCGCUCUGGUUGUAAUUCAAAAUAAUCCGAACGUGCAGACACAAGGCGACCGUCUCAUUAAAGUCGGUUGCAUAAUGAGCAACUCGACGAUGCGCAAAGAUGGCCACAACGAGGGACGCAGCGAUGAGGAUGAGGUGGAAGGCGAAGAUGUGCCGAAUGCCAUAGCCUUGGAGUCUUCUUUGGAGUUUGCACAACACAUGCUGCCAAAUGAGGGUUCACUGCUCUUCAAUAGCACCGACGUGCCACUGCUGCCGAAGGUAACGCUACAAAUUGUCGAUCUCUCACAUCAACACGAAACCAACGAUGUGCAAAUCGGACAAAAUCUAGAACUACAAAUCAUUGCUGAAUACUCACCACACCAACAGCAGUUGGUCAACUAUGCACUGCCGCCAUUGCCCGAUUUUCGUGCAACUUCGUUGUUUGCCAAAACGCAGGAUAAUCAAAAUUUCGUAAAACUGAUUGACGAACGUGGUUGCCCCAUUGAUGUAACGGUAUUUCCGGCGCUAGAGCGUGUGCGCUCGACCACACAAAAUAAGCUGCGCGCACGUUUUCACGCCUUCAAGUUUGCCGGUUCGUCAUUGGUGAAUUUUGAUGUGAAAAUACGUUUCUGUAUGCAACAUUGUCCGGAGGACAAUUGCUAUCGCUACGAUAGCAACGAAGAACGUGAAAAUUUUAGCAACACACCGAACAACCGUGUGAGACGACGACGUCAGGUGCAAGCGCGGGCGCCACCGCCACCACCACAAGCACAAGAACCACAGACGCCACUCUCCACACGCUUCCAAGUGCAGAAUCCCGUCUAUGUGUCCACCGUAAUGGAUGUGGCUGAGGAUCAGCUUGAACAGAUGAAUUUAACGCGUGGUAUGAAUGAGAAAAAUAUGUCCAUGCAGGAUUUGGGCGUGCUACCUUUGAACUAUAAUUUGCACGUGCGUGGACCCGAUCAGGUCAACAGCAACAGUUUCAUUUACGGCGAACGUGGCAUCUUGCUGAUUGCGGGCAUUGAUCACAUGCAAUUGGAUAACUUUUGCUUGAAUCAGAGCCUGCUCAUAGCUUUGUUGAUUUUCUGGCUCAUCUUUCAAGUCGCGCUUAUGUUCAGCUGUUGCUAUGUCAUACAGAAGUACAAACGUUUGGCGAUGAUGGACGAUGAGCACCGCAAGAUUAAAGAGAGCUUAGACUAUCUUGAGAGUCGGCGCGUGCAUUGGGCGGAUCAAGGUGGUUACACACUUUGAUUACACAUAAACUUAAAUUAAAGUAUUUGUAUUUGAUUGUAAAUAAACAUUGAUUGUAGUAUUUAAGUCCAAAGCAUAGAUUUUCUUUUCUGCAAUGGAUGGCACAAAUUGUAAAAAAUUAUA
This is a messenger RNA of Zeugodacus cucurbitae (melon fly), 3210 nucleotides long. RefSeq lists its product as uncharacterized. The coding region runs from base 355 to 3087 and encodes 910 amino acids. The record is from RefSeq and is a predicted model, not a curated record. NCBI's taxonomy places the organism in Eukaryota, Metazoa, Arthropoda, Insecta, Diptera, Tephritidae. The transcript has 11 exons.